AUGGCUGCUGAAAUGACUUCCAUGCAGUCAGUUUCCACAAUUAAUGCAACAUUUAUUCGUCCCUCUAUGUUUUACAUUAGUGGAUUUCAUAAUAUUCCACAUGCUAAAUACUACUACAUGUUUUUAUGCUUUGUCUAUGCUGUGACUGUGUUAGGGAAUUCUUUUAUAAUGGGCAUCAUUUAUUUGGCACGCACUCUGCACACAGCAAAGUAUAUAGCUGUGUUUAACUUGGCCUUGUGUGAUCUGUGUGGAAGCUCUGCUCUUAUUCCAAAGAUUGUGGACAUGUUUCUGUUUGAGAAUCAGUACAUAUCUUAUGAAGCCUGUCUGGCAAACAUGUUUUUUGUUUUUGUCUUUAUGGCCCUGGAGUCUCUCAGUCUGCUUGCUCUGGCUUAUGACAGGCUGGUUGCUAUAUGCUUUCCUCUGAGGUAUCAUGCAAUUGUGACCAAAGCAGCAAUGACUCUGAUUAUUGGUGUUAUGUGGAUUUUUUCUGUGUCUAUUUUUGCUCUUACUGUAUCUCUGAUUACCAGACUGUCCUUCUGUAGAUCUGUUGUUGUUGACAGUUAUUUCUGUGAUCAUGGCCCCAUCCAUAGACUAGCAUGUAAUGAUAACUCUAUAAACAUCAUAAUGGGGGUCAUCUGUAUUGCUGUACUGAUUUUCAUUCCAUUGAUAUUUAUAACUUUGUCGUAUUUCUUUAUUGGUUUUGCUUUGCUUAAGAUGUCUCGUGGGUUUGAAAGAACCAAAGCUAUGAAAACCUGCACAGCCCACCUCAUAUUAGUGGCCAUAGUUUAUCUACCAAUUUCAAGUAUUUACAUUGCUGCUUAUAUAAUACCUAUAAGUUCAAAUGUCCGGAUUUUCAAUACUGCCCUGACACAAACUAUUCCACCUAUGUUAAAUCCCAUCAUUUACACUCUAAAGACAGAGGAGGUUUUGCAGUCUCUUAAGGCAAUCUACAGACACACGAAGGUGAACUCUGUAAUGGAAAGAGCCAUUAAAAAUGCUGUGACAAACUAA
This is a messenger RNA of Colossoma macropomum (tambaqui), 1011 nucleotides long. RefSeq names its product olfactory receptor 1496-like. The transcript has a single exon. The record is from RefSeq and is a predicted model, not a curated record. Gene Ontology annotation, biological process: G protein-coupled receptor signaling pathway. NCBI's taxonomy places the organism in Eukaryota, Metazoa, Chordata, Actinopteri, Characiformes, Serrasalmidae. The coding region runs from base 1 to 1011 and encodes 336 amino acids. Gene Ontology annotation, molecular function: olfactory receptor activity; G protein-coupled receptor activity. Gene Ontology annotation, cellular component: membrane.